GUCUUCCCUCAGACUCUUUCGUCCUUGAUUAGAGGACUGAGCAUCGUCGACAGCGGACUGCUAACGUCCAGCGUCCGUCUUUUUUCUCUAUUAGACAUCCUCCUUUCCCUAUUCAUAUACUUCCAGCUGCUUCUCGCCUGCUGGCAGGUCAUUCUUAACGACCGAUCCACACGAGAAAUCUCCCCCAAACAGCCCAAUUUCUUUAAACCAAAGAUCACCAAAAUUCAAUGAGCAAAUCCUCGACUGCUUCAGCUUCAGCAAAGAAUCCUCCCCAGCUAUCAGCGAAGUCUGCUUGGUCAAAAGGCCCUCCUCAGACCAACUCCCAAUCCUCUCCCCGUUCUCAAUCUCCGGUUCCUACCACCCCCGUCUCUGCAACUGCAAACCAUUCACGGCGACCCAGUACACUUGGCCAGGGUGUUCCGAUAAAAGAUGGCGUAAGCAUACCUCGUAACACCGUCGGUGCUGCAAAAACAGGCUCAGCGGUUUCGUUUGGGUCUAUUGAUGACGCAUCUGCGUCAAUAUCAUCUCAACCCGCGGCAGCAGCACCAACGGUAACCCCUACCAUAUCUGCUGCCAUAGCAGUCAAAUCUGAAGGUGUAAAGUCCUUUGGAACUGUACCCGCGACUGUUGCAAGCCAGGUAAAUGGCAAAAACUCGGUAACUACAAAGCUAUCUGCGUCACAGUCGACGGCAUCAACGUCAACAGGGACGAGUUCAUCGUCGACGUCAGGUCCCUCGAUACCUACCACCGCAGUGAAUCGGCCGAAAGUGGACGUUAGAAAACUCUUCCAAACCCCCUCAUCGACACCGUCUUCACAAACGCCCUCAGACACAUCACCAUCAGUCCGUUCAUCAAAUCUUCCUCCGCAACAACCACCAACGCAACAACAACCACCUAUACCAGCAUCAGGUUCAUCAUCGCAGAUAGGCUCACAUGCAUACCCUACUUUUGUUCCGCAGAAUGGUUUCCGUAGUCAACCACAAAGCACGGCUGGCCAACCACCACGGUCUCCUGUAUACUCUCGCCCACAAAUGCCGAACGGAACUGGUCCACGACCUUCUAAUGGUAGUGGUCCUCCAGGUCCAAACCAGAUACCACCUGCUCUAGGCAGCCCUCGACUUACUCCUCACCCACAACCUGGACAACCCAACCAGAUGCCUCCUCAAAUGCCUCCGCCACAAAUGCAAGUCCCCGGUUGGCCGGGGUAUUACUAUCCGCCUGUGGGACCGGAUAAUCAUGUCUUUUACCAGCAUUGGGGCUACAUUCCCCAACAACAUCCUGGUAUGCCGCCACAACACCCACAACAUCCCCAAAUGCCUCAUCAUCAACCUCCACCUGCGGGUCAUGCUCCUCCUCAACCUCAUGCAGGCAUGCCAAUGUCGCCUCGGAAUCCCCCUCAACAUCUACAAGGUCCUCCAGGAACGCCGACACCUCAACACGUCAACGCCGUCCCCCAUACUCCUCACCCACCCCCACCUCUCUCUCACUCGUCUAGUAACAGUAUCAGUGGAAUAUCAUCACCUCCCCCUACCCCUGCUGUUUCAUCCCCAAGUGUGGGCGGUCAAAGACCCCUCAAUACUGGUGCUAGCGCUUUCACCCCACGGGCCAACAAAGUCAAGAUUACAAAUGCCGAAGGAGCUGAGGUGAGCUUGGAUAAGUUCAAGCACCACCAGCACACACCGUCAUCUGGAAAUAUCACGACUCCGCCGACUGGGUCUACUCCUUCUUUGACCGCUAGUCCAAGUCGGAAGGGUAUCAAGAUCGAAAAUCCGAGAGAGAAGGAGGCCGAGAGGAAGAAGAAAGAGGCUGAGGAGCGGGCGAAGAGGGAGGCUGAAGAAAAGGCGAAGAGGGAGGCUGAGGAGAAGGAGAGGAAGGAGGCUGAAGAGAGGGAGAGGAAGCAGCGAAAAGCAGCUGAACAGAGGAAAAAGGAGGAAGAGCUGAAGAAGCAAGAGGAGAGGAAGAGGAAGGAGGAGGAGGAGUUGAAGAAGAAGGAACAGGAAGAGAGGAAGAGAAAGGAGAAGGAAGAGGAAGAGAGGAAGAGGAAAGAGAAGGAGGAGGUUGAAUUGAGGAAGAAGAAGGAGGAAGAGGAGAGGAAGAAGAAAGAAGAAGAGGAAGAACGUGCACGCAAAGAAAGAGAAGACCAACAAAGGAAGGAGGAGCAAAGGAAGAAGGAGGAGGAAGAGAAGGAGAAGGAAAGGAUACGUAUCGAGUCAGAAGCAAGGACCAAGAGAGAGAUGGAGGAAAAGGCACGUUUACUGAAGGAGGCUGAAGACGCUGCUGCCGCUGCCAAGGUCACUGAGGCUGUAAAAGCCCAGAAAGAGGAAGAAGAAAAGGAAGAAGGGGAACUUGUCGAGGAAGAGCCCGCUCAAGUCGUGGAGAAGGAGAAGAAAUCACUGAAGAUUGAAACUGAAACGCCUUCAGUUAGAAGGAGACCCGGCCCCCUCGAUCUAUCAACAGCCUCGAGACCGAACAUCCCUCAAGCGCUCCCCUCUGCUCUUGCUACUGCUCGCAUCAUUGAUGACCUCGGUCGUGUAACAUACCCUGAAGGUGUCAAGAGCCCUAGGGUCGAACUCAAUAUCAAUGCGAAGGACGGCAAGUUUAGAUACGAUCGCGAAUUUCUUCUGCAGUUCAUGUCCAUUUGUAAGGAGAAGCCGGACAUGCUUCCCCCGUUGGACGCUAUUGGACUCGAACCGGCUGACACCUCUCAAUUUAAGAUGAGUCGCGGUGGCUCAGGACACCACGGUAUGAAAAACGGUGGUCGCCAGGCUUCACUUGGGAGUCUCAGCUUUGGUGGUGCUUCUGGUUUCACAAAACCCGGUUCCGGCCCUUCAUUUGGUGGGAUGGGUAACUUCGCUACCGCCAAUACUGCCAAGCUCACAAGCGAAGAACGAUUCCAACUUUCGAAUGGAGGUCGAUCUGUCUCUGUGGGAGGUCCAGGUGCAUCGCCCUUUGCACGCCCUGCUCAAAUGCAGCGAACCGCGAGUCAGGGUGGACCCGGAGGCAACAUGGAUAACCGACGCACGAGGAGCAAGAGGGGUGAAAAGCGUCAAGAUAUGAAUAAGCAACCUGGGGGUCAACCUCACGGUGGUUCAGGGUUUGGCGGUGGUCACGCUGCCAAUGCUGGUCUUGGUUUGGAACCCGUCGCUCCCUUGCAAGCAACGGAGAAUCGCUGGGAUCGUAAAGCUCUCAGCACCAUCCCCGCCGAUUCACCUGAAGUGGUUGACCGAAAGGUCAAGGCAUUGCUCAACAAGAUCACUAUGGAGAAGUUUGACCCCAUCUCCGACCAAAUUAUCACGUGGGCGAACAGAUCGGAGAAGGAAAAAGAUGGCCGUACUCUCAUCCAAGUCAUCCGAUUGGUCUUCGAGAAGGCUACUGACGAAGCAACAUUCUCUGAGAUGUAUGCAAGGUUGUGUCGAAAGAUGAUGGAACAAAUCAGUCCUCAGGUUCAGGAUGAUGGUAUCAAGAACUCCGAGGGCAAGCCUAUCGCCGGUGGUCAACUUUUCAGAAAAUACCUUCUCAACCGAUGCCAAGAAGACUUCGAGCGAGGUUGGGUGGCCAAAGAAGCAACUGCUGCUGCCGCCGCCGCCAAGUCAUUGGAAGACCAGGUUAAGGCUUCUGAGAAGAAGAACGAGGGUGAAGAGAUUGCUUUGUACUCGGACGAGUACUAUGCUGCACAGAAGGCCAAGCGUCAGGGUCUCGGUUUGAUCAGGUUCAUCGGUGAAUUGUUCAAACUGCAGAUGUUGACUGAGCGUAUCAUGCAUGAAUGUGUGAAGAAAUUGCUUGGCAAUGUGGAGAAUCCUGAAGAGGAAGAAAUCGAGUCAUUGUGCAAACUUCUCUCAACCGUCGGCCAAAUUCUUGACACACCGAAGGCCAGAGCACACAUGGAUGUAUACUUCUCCCGUAUGAAAGAACUAACGAACCGCCAGAACGUCAGUUCCCGUAUGCAAUUCAUGUUGCAAGAUGUGAUUGAGCUCCGUGAACGCAAAUGGGCUACAAGAAGUACUGUUACGGCUGCUCCGCAGACGAUAAGCCAGAUUCGUGAACAAGCCAUCAAAGCAGACCAAGCGAAGGAGACUUACGCCCGCAACCUCUCCAUGUCACGCUCUGGCUCAAGACGUGGAGCAGAGAGACCCGAGGCCGCCACUAAUCCCGAAGGAUGGGCGGUCGCUGGUGGUGGAGGAAACGUCCGCCCACCGUCGAAGGCAGGGGAUCUGUCGAAGUUCGGCCAGAUCAGCAACAAGGGUGCACCCAUGACGUUUGGUCCUAGCAGCGUCUUCAACAAGAAAGAGGCGAAACGUGAAUCACUUUCGAGGACAAAUUCGAGCGCCAAUAUGUUCCAGAUGCUCCAGAAUGAUGCUGUUGCAGAAGGUUCGACCUCAAGGGGCAGUAGACCACCGAGUCGUAAAUCUAGCAUCGAUCUUACACAUGGAGGAAUGUCGAUGACCGAUCAACCGCCUCAGCGUAAGAGGCUUAUCCUCCAGCCUCGGUCCAGACCCCUUGAAGAUGACAACCACGCCCCAGAGUCCGAGAACAAUUCGGAGGCUGAGACCGAGGAGCCUGAAGCUGAGAUGUCUGAAGCUGAGGUUAAGAAGAAGAUUGCGGAAGAUACGAAGGAAUUUUUUGCUGUUCGUAACCUCGACGAAGCGGAGGUUUACUUCCAAAAACUUCCCCCACAAUUCCAUUAUCAACUGGUCGACAAGCUGGUCUCCUUCGCUUUAGAGUCGAAGGAGGCCGACGCUCAACUCGUAUCGGAUCUUCUCCAACGAGUGGAUUCAAAAUCCCUGGCUUCGCCUGCUGCGCUUGAGGAUGCAUUCUCUUCAAUUGCCGAGUUUUUGGAUGAUGUCGUUGUCGACGCACCCAAGGCGCCGAAUUUCUUUGCUCUCAUUCUUAAAGGUGCUGGAUUUAGUGAUGAGCAACGGACUCUUAUCACAUCCAAGUCGGAGGGUAAUGGGAGAAAGGUUUUUGAGCUCUCAUCAUAGAUUUACUUCACUCGAUUUGCAUUUGGCAUUGGUAUCAGUACCCAGUAUCAGUAUUAGUAUAUU
Messenger RNA from Marasmius oreades (fairy-ring Marasmius), 5042 nucleotides. RefSeq lists its product as uncharacterized. Lineage: Eukaryota; Fungi; Basidiomycota; Agaricomycetes; Agaricales; Marasmiaceae. Bases 228 to 4979 code for a protein of 1583 amino acids. Gene Ontology annotation, molecular function: protein binding; mRNA binding; translation initiation factor activity. The record is from RefSeq and is a predicted model, not a curated record. The transcript has 7 exons. Gene Ontology annotation, cellular component: eukaryotic translation initiation factor 4F complex.